Messenger RNA from Ictalurus furcatus (blue catfish), 5714 nucleotides. RefSeq names its product CREB regulated transcription coactivator 3 (gene crtc3). Gene Ontology annotation, biological process: protein homotetramerization; positive regulation of transcription by RNA polymerase II. Lineage: Eukaryota; Metazoa; Chordata; Actinopteri; Siluriformes; Ictaluridae. The transcript has 15 exons. Bases 1954 to 3822 code for a protein of 622 amino acids. Gene Ontology annotation, cellular component: nucleus; cytoplasm. Gene Ontology annotation, molecular function: cAMP response element binding protein binding. The record is from RefSeq and is a predicted model, not a curated record.
AACUUAAAAAACUUUUACUACUACUAUUUCUAUAAAUGUAAAAAUAAAAUACCAUUAGGUUAUAUAGUAAAGUAAUUAAAGUAGUAAAAUUAGCUUUUUGAUGAUAUAGCCUUUUUUUUUUUUUUUUUUUUACAUUUGAGCCCCUGCCCCUGAGGAACUCUCUGCACGUCCCUGAUAGUGUGUCUUUUGGGACACAACUUUCAUUGUUUUCCUAACAGUUUUGAAGAAUUUUCACAUUUUAUUCUAAUCUGUGCCUCUUUUAUUUCUAAACCCUAUCAUAUUUUAAUCCUAAAUGAUUUUUUUUUAGGACAGAGCCAUUCUUAAAAUGCAUUAGCAAGAAUGAAAGAGAGAAAGGAGAGAGACGACUCCUAACGAGUCGACUCUUCUCUGAACGACUCUUCUCUGAACGACUCAUCACCAUUAAUCGGUACUGUCGCUUUAAGGAAACUCCACUGCCGUCUUGUGGACAAAGUUGUUGUUGUUUUUUUUAAAAAUCGACGUACAGUUUUGAAGCAAGCUUGUGUGUAUUUUUUUCCCUGCUGUUUUCACUCGGUGAUUAGGACAUCGGAGUAAAAACCAAACAAGCGCGUUGUGCAAGAGGAGCCGCAUCAAUUAAAUGACAGUCCUAAUGGAGGUGAUGUGGAUGUGAACAUGUCGGUCAUGAUCGAGGAGACUUUUCAGCUGACCGGGAUUUGACAAUCUGAUACCACUGACACUUCAGUGUGUGGGUUUUUUUUUUUUCCUUUUCACUGUCGGAUGACAGCGACGAUCGAUCGGACUGUAGGAGCAGAAUCAGUGUGUGUAAAGUCAGUGAUGAGAGUGUUGUAUUGAAUUCAGUAACGAGGUCUAGUUUGGGUUUGUUCGGUUGAUUAGGUGUGAAUGCGUGAGAAGGCUUAGCUCCUGUACGCUGCUCAGACCACUUGUUGAAAUUUCGGGAAAGUUUACACUUGUCAGUGCACAAAAACAAAAACAAACUUUUCGUUUGUUAUUGUUUUUUUUUUGUUGUUGUUGUUGCUAGUAUAGCCUCGGUAUAUUGCUUUGUCUCGGUGCCUACAAUCCCUUGAGUUACUCGCCUAAUAACUUUGACAUCUACAAGACGGAAGGAGUUGAAUGGUGAUAACUGGCUGCUGCGGCGGCGCGGGUUGUUAGCUUUGCACUUCGGACACUUUUCGGUGUUGGGGUUAAAUUAGCAGGCUAGCAAGAAAGCUAGCUGAACAGUUCAAAAAGAGUUCCGCGAAAGCAUUUGAACCCACAAACAGUUUGCCCAAGCCACGCUUUUAACAACUGACUGGAGUGUGUAGCUGAAUUGUCAAGUUUUAGUUGUCGGGUUGAAUUGAAUGUAGUUAGCUGGCUAUUUAGCUAACGAGCUAAGGCUUAACUUGCGAGCUAGAAAAGUUGCUGUUGAGUUGCUAUAUUUAGCGAAGUGUUCGAUAAAAUACUUGCGUUAUUAUUACCCAUUCAUAAAUAUACGUUUCUAGGUGUAUAUAUUGGGAAAUAAUCUUGACCGCUGUAAAGAGAGCGCAAAUGGAGGAAAUGAUGCAGAUACGAGCUAGCGUUAGCUGCCAAGCUACGCGGGUGUAGCUACCGCGGAUAAACCGGCUAACGAAUCAGGGCAGUUGAUAAAAAGUUUAUAUAUACUGCGUUAAUAAUUUAGAAUUGCCCAUAUUGCUUAUUUUUCACCCAUAUAUGCUAAUUUAGAUAUGAAAAUAAUACUGUGUUUUUAGUUUAGACAGGUAACAAGUGUCCGCCCCCCCCCCCCCCGGACUGAGUUUGACAGCUGACGUUUCCGACUUUAUUUAUUUUUCUCAAAAAAUGAUUUGCAUCUCGAACGUACAGGAAUGUCCACCAUGGGAGGACAGCUGAAACCUGUUUGAGAUUGAACUGCAAGCACACAGCCAGUGGACAUUUGUUUUUUGCUGCGAAGUCGGUCUGUAAACUCUUGCGGCCUUCAUAAUGUCCGGAUCCCCGGGCUCGAGUAGCUCCUCUAACCCGAGGAAGUUCAGCGAGAAGAUCGCGCUGCAUAACCAGAAACAAGCGGAGGAGACGCGGGCCUUCGAGCAGCUUAUGACGGACCUCACCGUUUCAAGGGUGCAGUUCCAGAAACUCCAGCAGCUCCGUUUAUCUCAGAACCGUGCCCAGUACUAUGGUGGUUCCCUGCCCAACGUCAACCAGAUUGGCAAUGCCAGCACUGAUUUCCAGGGCACCUUUCCCUCUGGCCUCGACUCUGUGAGAGGCACCAGACACCACGGUCUGGUAGAGAGAGCAGUCCAAAGAGACCGCAACCGCAUCAAUUCACCACACCGCAGACCUAUCGACAAACAUGGACGGCAGGCAGAGAGUUCUCCUUAUGGAACAGUGUACCUGUCGCCUCCCCCAGACAACAGCUGGAGAAGGGAACAGCAGCCAUGGACCGAAGAGAAACGGCCUGGGUUUAGAUUAAUAUCACAACUCAACAGAACCAACUCAGAUUCAGCGCUGCAUACGAGUGCGAUGAACCCAAACCCGCAGGACCCGUUCAGCGGGAACCAGCAGACGGGCAGAGGGCCACCCCAGCGCAACGCCAGCAUGAAUGAAGCAGAGGUGGAUGGCACAGGAGAUGUCUUUUCUUUCCCUGCUGUUCCUAAUGAGGAGAGUCUUAUUGGUGUGAGUAAACCAUUGCCCAGGCAGCUGUGGGAGGCCAAAAAGGUGCAGUCCCUUUCAUCACGGCCCAAAUCUUGUGAAGUGCCUGGUAUCAAUAUAUUCCCAUCUCCGGAGCAGAAUGUUGGUCUCUCUCACUACCAGGGCACAUUAAAUACAGGCGGCUCUCUACCGGACCUCAGUAACCUGCACUUCCCCUCUCCUCUCCCCACCCCCCUUGACCCUGAGGAGGGGGGCUACCCCAACCUGAGCGGAGGCAGCAGCACAGGAAACCUGCCUGCUGCAAUGAUGCAUCUUGGAAUCGGAAAUUCUCAGGGUCUGUCGACCUCUCUGAGCAACCCUUCCAUCCAUUCUUCUUUGCGGCUUUCCUCACUCAACAGCCCUCCUUCAGGGGGCAUGGCCACCUCGCCCAGGCGACGACCAGCUCCCAUCAGCCCCCUGACGCUCUCUCCUGGCUCUGAGCAGCGCCGCAGCCUGGGGAAGCAGCUCUCACCUACUAUGUCUCCCUCCCUCUCUCCAAUCACACAGGGGGUCCCCUUGGACACCAGCAACCUGCCAAUGGAGCCGCCUCCUCCCUACCCUCUCUACCAGCAAUCUCAGCAGGCCUUACAGCAGCAGUCAACCCAGUCCCAUCCAUCCAAGCUCCAACAGCGCCAGCCUCAGGGAGGACAGCAGCAGCAGCCUGUUUCCCCUUUGCAGAACGUUAACAUGGACUUCAACUCCAGUGCUCCAAACAACAUGAGUGUUUUCUUCAACGAUCCAUUCCUGGAGCAGCAGUUCUCUGGUCGCCAGUCCAAGUGUCCAUCCUACCAGCAGGACCAGUAUAAUAUGCUGGAGUAUGCCAUGAGCUCCAUGGCAGGAGGAUUUGACCCCUCCUCUAACCUUUACUACUCCCAAGCUUCGCUUAUGGGCCUGAGCGGUAGCCAUGGCAACCUGCAGGACCCCUUGCAGAUGAAGGCUAACAUGCUGUACUCUAACUGUGGAGGUGCAGUACCCAAUAUCAUACUCACAGAUGAGUCAAGUCCUAGUGUGCCCGAUUGUUUUGAUACGGACGGGGUCUUCCCCCUGGAGGACGAGCUUCGCAUUGAACCUCUCAGCCUGGAUGGACUGAGCAUGCUCAGUGACCCCAACAUGGUCCUGUCCGACCCCUCAGUGGAAGACAGCUUUCGCAGUGACAGACUCUGAGGAGCUGCAUGUGUGCAUGCAUAUUCAUUCUCUCUAUGUCUUUCUCUCUCUCUCUCUCUCUCUCUCUCUCUCUCUUUCUCUCUCCCUAACACAAACAAACUCGCUUGAGACAGGAUGUCCGAUGCUGCGUAAAACUCCAGCAGCAGAACCCAAUCAUACUUUACACGCGUUCGCACACAAUACAAAAACAUACGGCCCUUUAUUCCCCUCACACGCAUACACUACAGCUUCAUGUACAGUGACUGGUGAGAUGUUCACACGUUACUGUGACUCACAGGAGCAUCGUCUCUCAGGGGCCAUUCUCACUCUAUGUUCUCCAUCUGCCACUCGAGACAGUGAUGACUGUGAUAUUCACAGUGAGCACACUCAAUGAAUUCUCUCUGAAUGCUUCAUACACCCGUUUUCCAUCCACACACACACACACACACACACACACACACACACACACAGGAAGCCUGGUCCAGGACUAAAAAGAUCUUUUAAUCAGUGGCCAGUCCAACAUCUGGCUGGGAAUUGAUGAAUCCCUCCAGCAUUCUGAAAAACAAAUACAAAUGGAAAACAUGUGCAUAAAUGUGCAUUACAUCUUUGUGGGUGUAGUUUUUUUGUUUAUUUGUUUUUUUGCAUAACUACCUUUCAGGAGUAAUUAUACAGCGGCACUGUGGUUGUUAUUAUUUCGAUCUUUAAUCGCUUCUAACUCACCUUGUUAAAAAGAACCUGUUUGAAUCAAAAGCGAUCGUAAUCAACCUGACAAUCAGCACUGUCAAAUGGAUGCAGCUUUGCAACACAAGACUUGUCUGACCUGCUCCACCACGUCGUAGGUCUCUAAUGGCUAUAACCAAAAGAAUGUGCUAUUCUUACAUUCAGAAAGCCAUGUUUGCUUUCAGGCACGAUUGUUAGAAAUCAGAAACGGUUUCCGAUUGUAUGCCAAAUAGCGGCCGACUGCGGGGCCUAUCCAGCACUGUCCAGUCUGCAGUGUGUGAUAGUAUAUAGAGAAAGAGCGAGAGAUGGAGAGAGAGAGAAUACACAACAGCGUGGUGCAUUGUGGAACAGAAGGAGCCAGCAAUCUGCCUGAUCGCAGCUCAUAUUGAUGCACCACAUGCACUGUGUAUGUGCACCAGCAGGGUGGGUCGAGCCAUUUCCCUCCCUCCAGACCGCAUAACACGAGCUUAAGGGUUUCAGUGAAUUCUGUCCCUCAGAGAUACAUUUUACAAAUGGAGAGAUGAGGGAAUCAGGCUUUUCUGUACAGAGCAUUAUUUUUCAAAUUUCUUUGCUUAUAUAGUUUUUGUAUUGAAGAAAGAAAGAAAUGUUUAAUCACAAAUACGUAUGCCUCAUAAUUUCAAAAAGGGAAAACUGUUUACAAAAAAGUUUAAGAACUAAAACUUAUAAGUAGGAGUUAAAAUUUCUAUGAUUUUGGUAUCAUUCUGGAAGAGUAUAUUUGUAUCUUUUAUUGGUCCGGUCUGUGAAUGGAAGCCCUCUUCAUGCUUUUGGCUAUGCAGAAUUUAGUAUCGAGAGUAAACUCAAGGCUGGAACAUCCCAGAUCAUGAGAAAGGAACUAUUUUACCUGUAUAUUUAAUACUAUAUACCAGUUCUAUAUGUUCACUUUAUACAUUUUAUACUGACUUGUAAUAUGUGUUGUAUGUUGUUUUUUUUGUUUGUUGUUUUUUUUUUAUCUGUCAAUCUGUCAAGCUCUGAGUUUACUAUGUCCUUUUUUUGUGUGAAUGAUUUGUGGUGGUUUUAUGAACGCUUGGCCUGCAUUCCCUCUGUGGUCAGAAUGUUUAAUUGUGGACAUGGUACACAUUAAGCAUUGCAUUUAUUGCAGGCUUUGAAAUGUUUGCACUGAUCAUCAGAAGGAACCAUACACUUUUUUUUUUCUUUUUAUGAGGGACUGAAUA